Molecule: messenger RNA, 4851 nt
Organism: Linum trigynum
Lineage: Eukaryota; Viridiplantae; Streptophyta; Magnoliopsida; Malpighiales; Linaceae
Source: the annotation of a GenBank genome assembly
AUAUAAGCAAUGAUAUUACAUGAGUCUUCCUUAAUGAUUACACACUAAGUAAAGCUUAUGAACAAAUUAUCAUUUUGUAUGUAUCAAUUAAACAAAAAUAUUAUGCAAAUCUUUCAUAAUGAUUAAACACUAUGUAAACCUUAUGCAGGGAUAGUUAUACACUUAAAUAAACGAAUGACAUAUGUUAUUUGUAACGAUUAAUACACUGCGUAAAAUUUGUGUAAAUAUAUUAUCUGAAUAACUUUGUGAAUUAUUUUAUUUUGAAUAAAUUAUUAGCUUCUUCUCGCAGCAGACGAGGGCCAAGAAACAAGUAGUCAUAAAAGCAUAAAAAACCACAAAAUGAGCUUCAAACUAAUUUCCACUCGCUAGCCAAUGAGUCUAUGAGUAAGAAGAGGACAAUCUACAUACUAUUAAAUUGGACGUACAUGCUCAAUUUGUAACUCAACAUUUAUUAAUUAGAAACUUUACUAAAUUUCUACAUUUACGUCCACCCAACAAACAAAGAAAUAAAUUUAAAAUUUAUCCUUAACCCUCAUCGAAAAAUAUCCACCCCCAAUUCAUGAGCUUCCCCUGUAUUUUGGUUUGAACGCGUGGUAGCAGAGCAUUGUUCGGAACCAAAGCAGUGGACUUCAGAGUGGACCCUCAUUUUGGUAACCUCAUGAUUUGAGAUAUACGUAUGUUUGACAUAUCAAAGAAGAUCUCAGUAUAUAUGGCAUGCUAGUGGAGAUACGCAUCUGGUAAAUUCUUAUGUCAAAGAACUUGUCGAUACAAGGUGUCUAGCGGAACAAAAUAAUCGUUGAGCAAAGGACACAAAGUUUGUGGUACUUGUUUUAAGGGGAGGAUUGUUAUGGGAAAAUUUAAGUACCACAUCGGAAAUACAAGAGAAAUGAUCCUUAUAUAUUAAUGUCCACUAAACUCAUUUGUAUGAGACUUUUUUGAAAGGGAUCCAAUAGUAAAUAUGUGCGGGUUUGGCCCAAAACAGGCAAUAUCUAACUAAUAGAGCUAUAUGGUUCCAAGGGAUUAGAUAGUGUGACAACACCCCUUGUGUUGUUAUUGUAACAACACUAGUCUCCAACUAAUAAGAAGUUAGGAUUGUGAUGACUUUUUAUUAGAUGAGUUGACCUAGUGUAAAAUCAAAGCAGAGGUAUAAUUGUCAUUAUGAAAAAUAUGUUUGAAUAAUAAUAAAAAUAAUAAUAAUAAUAAAUUUUUUUUUAUUUUCUGCCAAAAUUUUGGUCGUCGGAAUUCGGUCACCGGUCGCCGGAAACUAGUCGCCGGAAUAUGUUUUUUUGUCGCCGGAAUAUGAGAUUUUGUCAUCGGAAUAUGCUCACCGUCACCGGAAUAUGCUCACCGUGGUCGAAAUAUGCUUACCGGCGUCGGAAUCUAGUCAUCGGAGUUUGGUCAACGGUCUUCGUUGACCGAUCAACGGUCUUCGUUGACCGAUCAACGGUCUUCGUUGACCGAUCAACGGUCAACGACCACCGGAUGUUAUGGUCUGCAUUGUGAGAUUUAUGGUUUGGUUUCUCAUAUUUUUGUAUGCCUUUUGUGGUUUGCUUUAUCGUGUUUGUGGUUUGCAUUAAGAAGUUUCUGGUUUGCUUUCAAAAAAUUUGUAGUUUGCAUUGUGAGGUUUCCGGUUUGUUUUAAUAUAUUUGUGGUCUGCAUUAGGACGUUCCUGGUUUGCUUUUUUGUGGUUUGAUUUACUGUAUUUGUGGUUUGCAUUAGGAGGUUUCUGGUGUGCUUUCGCAAAUGUUGUGGUUUGUUUUGUGGGGUUUCUGGUAUGUUUUAGUAGAUUUGUGGUAUGCAUUAUGGUGUUUCUGGUUUGCAUUAAGAAGUUUAUGGUGUGCUUUCGAAAAUUUUAUGGUUUGAUUUGUGGGAUUUCUGGUUUGUUUUAAUGGAUUUGUGGUCUGCACUAGGAGGUUUUUGGUUUGCUUUUUUGUGGUUUGCUUUACGACAUUUAUGGUUUGAUUUGUGGGAUUUAUGGUUUGUUUUAAUGGAUUUGUGGUAUGCACUAGGAGGUUUUUGGUUUGCUUUUUUUGUGGUUUGCUUUACGACAUUUGUGGUUUGCAUUAUGAGGUUUCUGGUGUGCUUUCGAACAGUUUGUGGUUGCUUUGUGGGAUCUCUAGUUUGUUUCAGGCAAUUUAUUGGACAUUUUAGGAGAUUUCUGGUAUACUUUUUUGGAUUGAUUUCCCUAUUUAUGGUCUGCAUUAGGAGGUUUCUCGAGUAUGCUUUAGAUACAUUUUUUGUAUGCUUUUGUGACGAGGUCUCAUAUUACUAAUAAUGCAUGUAUAAUUGGCAAAAUGAAACCAUAUCUGAAACUAGCAGCUCCAAUUGAGUACUAGUGUUUGAUCAUAACCUUACCUCCACUCCAGCACUAACAUCCAUAGUACAUACAUACACUAAGUCACUCACUACUCCAUCUCCUCUCCUCCCACCGCCCACCUUCUUCCUUCAUCUCUACCCUUCUUUGUAGUUUCUGUUUCUUUACAUUUUCUAUAUCACCAGCACCAGAGAAUGACUCCAACCUACCUUUCAUGAAAUCUGAGGAGAGAAAACGAUGGAGGAGAAAGAAAGCAAGAAGCUUGGGUUUUGUGGGGAAGGUUGUCUGGUCCAAGGCUAGCUUUCUCGCCCAUAUAUUGUGCAUAUACAUCAUCUGCAAAUUUAUGCAAAUGGGUAGCUGUAACUAAAAUGAGUGUCCCUCGGACCAGCUCUUCUUAUUUCGGAAUUGAAGAGAACAAACGGCCUCUAUCUACUCUGUUCCACCAAGUCGAAGCGGCGAUAGUAGCUAGAAGGAGAUUGGCUUUAGAUUUCGACGGUGGAAGCAAUUGAAGUUGUGGAUGUGGAAGCAACGAUGAAAUUGGCAGCGACUAAUGGGCGAUAGAAGGAGAUUUCGGCAAUAAAAACACCUGGUGAUAGAAGAAGCAGGAGCGACAUGGAAGAAGCAGGGCAGUGGAGAAGCGUCACCGAUGCGGCGGUGGUCGGAAGGCAGGCUAUUGUGGAUCAGCACGCCGACUCCUCCCCCGAGGGUUUUGGAUUUGGAUCUUCUUCAGCUGAACUGGAUCCGAACCCUGGCUACUCCGAGGGCCCCUUCGGCUCGAUCCAUGCCGAGAACGACAACGACAAUGGCUACGACGACGCUGACCUUCACUUCCGAUGGUCCCGUGCUGCCUCCGCCGAAUGAGAUACAGGAGGAAGGUGCUGCUCUUCUCGAGUGGUGGCAGAAAUGGAUUAAAUAGAUUUUAUUUUUAUUUUUACGUUAAAUUACCAUAUUACCCUUAAUGAAUCUUGUUGUUACAGUAACAACAAAGGAGCUGUUGUUAUACUAUCCGCUCCCUGGUUCCAACAACUGGUAUCAAAGCAUGGUUCAAAUCAUGUCGGUGGAGUUGCAAAACUCCAUUUAGAGACCUAUGGAUUUGGGAUCAGCAUCUAAUAGAUCAAAGAUUCACAUUUGGCGAACCAAAGAUUUUUGAGGAUCAAUAGAGCUUUGAUCUCCCUUGGUCUGAACUCCAAACACAAUCAUAUCCUUCUAAAGUAGGGUAACAAUGAGAGAAUUAAACAACCCUAAAAAUUCAAAGUUAUGUGGCUCUCCGUUACAAACCUUUUUAGGAGCGUGGUAUAUGCAUAUGUGCUGCAAUGGGGAUGUAUUCGGAUGGGGCAAACUACCACCUUAAAUCAGAAAUAAUUUGCUCCAAGAUGUGGAACAAUGAUACGUUUGGAAAUGUUCAGAAGAAGAUGGGGAAGUCUUACAAAAUAAAAUCCAAAGAACUUAACUCUAAAGAGGAAACUAGCAAGAUGUGAGAAUCUGUUAGAGUCGACAUAUCCCUUCUGUUGACACCUAAAAUUUAUUUGGCCGAAAUUAAAUGCCGCAUUAAUUAGUCUCGACAUUUAAUUCGAUACCGCGGGUUAAAAACGAUGUCGUUUGGAGUUAAGCGGUGUCGCGGAGAGUUAAAACGGUACCGCAAGGGAGCUCGGCGGUACCGCGGCAUGGGAAACGACACCGCUUAAUAAAAAGAAAAAAGGGCUGCGCGUGUAGUUGGGUUGGAGAAGGGAGUCUUAUAAUUAAUUAUUACCUUUAUUCCUUGUAGGAAGGGGAAAAUCGGUACCGCAUGGAGAAUUAAAACGGUACCGCAAGGAAGCUCAGCGGUACCGCGGCACCGGUCACCAGAAAAUAAAAAAAAGGGUCGUGCGUUUAAUGAAGGUUGGAGGAGGAGUUUUGAUUAUUUAAUUAUUAUUUUUAUUCCUUGUUGGAAGGGGAAAAUCGGUACCGCAUGGAGAUAAGCGGUAUCGCGGAGAGCUAAAACGGUACCGCGGAUUUAAAAACGGUGCCGCGAGAGCCUGGUAAGCGGUACCGAUUAAUUGAAAAAUCAUAUCGGGCAGGUGACCAAAAUUCACCCGGCCCAAUGCGAGCGCCGACUGCGGCGGUUCCAUGGAUUAAUAUUUUUUGGCUAUAUCGGCGGUGUCGUUUAAUUCAAAACGGUACCGCGAGUAAGCUCAAUGGUAACGACAGUGUUUAGUAAAAACAAUGUCGCGAGAUAUUGCAACACAAACGAUGUCGUAGUAGUAGACGACAAGGUCGUUGCGUGGAGAACAAGCUCGAGUGAGCCAACGACACCGCGAGACUGGAAGCGGAGUCGUUUAAUAUUAUAACAGUGUCGCGAGGAAAAAACAAACGGAGCUGUUUGGGAAAGGAAACGACAUCGCGGGAUCAUGAAAACAACUCACGUAAAGUUCACGCGAAGCAGUUUAAGGAACGAAGCCGUUGAGACACGUGGGAGUUCACAGCGGAGCAGUUGAGAAGCGGUUUCACCGAGCGUGAAGACUACGAAGGUGUUUUUCGAAUAAAAGCAGUGGAGCAAG